Molecule: messenger RNA, 12277 nt
Organism: Bacillus rossius redtenbacheri
Lineage: Eukaryota; Metazoa; Arthropoda; Insecta; Phasmatodea; Bacillidae
Exons: 2
Coding region: 9156-10877 (573 amino acids)
Source: RefSeq, a predicted model, not a curated record
UAUGGUGCGAUAAAGUUAUUUUUCUGCGUUUGCAAAGGUAAACAAUGAACUUUUUCAAAAUAAAAGCAUUAAAACGUAGUUAAUCAAGAGGAAUAUAACACAAAAAUUUGCGAAUUUUAGGACUUUUCCGCUUCGUAAAAAGGUAUGAAACGGGAAAUUAGUAAACCAUUGUAAAUAUAGUAAUUUCGGCGGGACCACGGUCUAAGAAGGGGAGGUCUAGUCUGGACACUCCCCAACUAGGCCAGCAUGCAAAAGUGGCACACCUAAUGUCUACGUAGUUCCGCUCCACUCCACCAGCUGACCUGUAGCGCUGCUUGUUCUGGGGUGGUAUUUUAAGCUUUGUUGUUAUGAACAACUCAACAUAAUAAUCAUUUAAAUUUACAUUAAAUGUUAAAAAUACAUUAAUCUCCAGAUAUCAAUACAGUAUUAAAUUUGAUGUGUUUUUGUUUUAUAAGUUUGGGAAUUAUUUCAUAAAUGAGGUACUUAAAUUAGGUUACGUAGUAUUGUUUACACAUUAGCAUUGGCAGGAAGACGGGAACUUCAUUGUGAGUAAGGAGCAUUGAUUUUUAGUAAAGAGAAUAAGCGUGUAUUAUUGUAAUUGUGAAAAUGCCUAACCAUUGUGUUGCACCUGGAUGCAAAACAAAUUAUCAGGCAAAGUUGGACGAGAAAGUUGCGAUAUUCAGAGUUCCCAAUGAUGACAAUGUUAGGCAAUUGUGGCAGAAAGCAAUUCCACGAGACAAGUUUGUCCUUAAAAGAUCCCAUUAUGUAUGCGAAAAAUAUUUUGUGGAAGACGACAUUCUCACAAAAAAGGAUCACAAAGAUCAGUUCGGAAAGGUCAUUGGAAUAGUAAGUUAAAUUUUAUUAUAUUUGUAUGAAUGUAGUCUAAAGAAUACCUACUUAUUUUUGUAUAGGCCCGACUUUUUUAAAAAUGGAAUGUAUGAUGAAUUUUAUUAAUGACCAGCAAAACCCUGAUAAUACCCGUUUGUAAGUAGUUUGACAAUACACCAUUAUUUAUUAAAAUAUAAAAUUUGCAAAACGAGUGCGGUCUCUUCCUUAAAAAAAUAAUAAAAAUCCCAAAAUACUUUUAUUCAGUGCUCUAAACUUUCCUUUGUUAUUUCAAAAGUAGGAGAUACGAAAUUCCAACUAGUUUAGGAGUAAUCACCGUUUAUAAUUUACAUUACAGUACCUGACGAUGGCACUUAUUUGUGUAGUAAAUAAUGUAUUGUAAAUGCAGGUUUGGUAUUGUUAUUCAAAUACGUAAAUCAGCCAAGUUAUGUACUUCGAUUCACCCUUUAAAUUUAAAUGUUAAAAUAUAGUGUGAUUAUUAUUAUUCAAUGAAUUUUAAAACGUACGUUACAAAGAACGAUGUUUGUUUAUUAAGUAAAGUAUAAUUUGGAAAUUCGUCGUCCAAGUUUCAGGUUGGAACAGAAACAACGUAAGAAAGAAUUUUUUACAAAUUAGAAAUAGGUAUGUAUGUUUUUGUUUUUUAUUAUCGCGUAUUUUCACGUUUUUUUGUUAUCUUAAAAGAGAUAAUAUAAUAAAGCCGCUCUAAUGAUAUUUAAUUGUUUCUUGGUUAACAAAAACUGUUAAUUAUCAAAUAUUGUUAACUGUUAAUAUUCAAUUUAUUAUUAUUUACGCGACGUCAUACUGUACGCGUACACAAUUUGACUCGAUUCGUUGCUGUAACAUAACAGCAUGUUAUGCGGUAUCAGAAGUAACGAGUACCGUAAUGAUACGAAAGUAACGAGUACUAAUUGUUAUAGUAACGAAUACAUACAGGUACUCUUUUUCGUUACUUUUACACCUCUAGAUUUUAAACUAUCGUAUCGUAUAUGUAUUAUUUACCUCUUGUUUGUUUUUCAAGAGAAUUGACAAAUUCAUAAUAACGUCUAGUGAUAUAUUUCCACCGCAAGACACCUAGCGCUAGAGUUGAAUAGCGGAUGUCGAACGAACUAUGGAGACAGUAAGUAGUCACUUUUAUCUGGCGAGUGUCCAGACCUCCCCUUCUUAGACCGUGGGCGGGACCAAAAUUAAUCGGCGUAUGACACGGGAAAAUGUAUGAAACGGGAACGUAUCAUCGAGGUACUACUGUAGUUGUAUUUUGUAUGAUGGCGACUCAAAACUUAAUUCGAUACAAAUGAACAAGCAUUCCGGUAUCGAAAAAAUGUAUCGAACUUACAGUUUCAAUACUCGAUACUUUUCGAUACCGUCAAGUAUCUAAGGUAUCGAGGUAUCGAAGUAUCGAAAAUCCCAUCACUAAUUGAGAUCAAGUGGGUUUUUGUAGAUUUAUUUGCUAUGAAGUCACAAUUGUAUGGAAAGUAAAAAUUCAUUGCAACAUUUUAGAACCCUUGCCUACCCAUCUUCAAUAAGAACAUUUUGUUGUACGGGUAGGGAACUACAUAGUUAUAAGAAUUUGCGAGAGAUCAGCUGACUGUAUGGUCAGAAUGUGUUCCAGGUCAUUAUGACCCAGUUUAGUAAUAGCAAUACGAAUUUGCGUCUGUUAGUGUUUGAAAUUAUUUGUAAGGAUCCUCGUAAAGUAAAGCCGUUUUUAUUCAAUAAUUACUUAUUUUCUGUUUGCUGAUUAAGUUGGAAUCUAAAUAAACAUGAGUUCUCAGUCUGUUUGUUUACUCAAAUAUUGUUUCUGUCCAACAAUUUUUAUGUUUGGAUUCAUUUGUGGACAGCUGUCACUCUUACAGAUAGCUUUUUAAUUAGUUUGUUAUUAUUUUUAAGUGUUAAUCGGGUAUAAUGUUUUGUCAACAGUGAUGUCAUUAGAUAAGGCAAAACACGACACAGAACAGCGAUACUCAAUAAGGUAUCGUUCUUGGCAUCUAUUAAGGAACCACCCCUACACUCAAUUGGAGUAAUUUGCGAAACCACAGCGAACAGAAAUCAGGACGACUAGGACAGGAUCGGAACCCAAGUCCUAGAAUGAAAUUCUCCAGUACCUUAUCACCGCCCUACCUUGCUCCAUAAUUCAAAUUAACACUAAGAUAAUGGUUACUAACACAGUAAAAAAACUUCAAUAAGUUUUCUGAUUUAAGGGGAUUGGUGCACCAGCAUCGUAUUAAAAAAAACAAUAUAUUUGUUAAUGAUUCAGCUGCUAGAGAAGAUUUGAACCAUUCUAGUGUAAAAUUUAUUUUUUAUUUUUCUAUUUUAAUUAAGUUAUUGCUGAUUUUCGGGAAUUUUUUAAAUUCAAGCUUUACUAAAAUAACUAUAAAGAAUUCAGUGGUAAAACUUUUGCAGAUAAAUCUUCAGACACGGGAGAUAUGACUGUGACCAUUAUUUUAUCUGUAAUCAUUAUUUAUUUAACGUAUUUACAAUUUGAAUUUUAAUAAAUGAGCUGCUACGAAAUUGCGUGAUAUUCAUUUACAAAUUUAAUAAUAUUCGCGUUUUAUUUGUAAUUCAAACGCCUACAUAUCUGUCGGCUGAAUGAUUGACUUUAUUUUAGUCUUUGGCUUAUUGCAGUCGGACCUAAAGUAAAAACGUAGCUGUAGAAGUUUGAGCAGCGUGCAAGCUCGGAUACGAGGAAUUAUGAAGCGCGCUGGACAGUAGUGACACCUUGCGACAGUUUCCCAAACUUUUUGUAGCCAGUUCUUUCUCCCGUUCCCACCCUGCCUCAGCUGUCUGCUGUUUACGAAGGGGAGACGGGAUUUCGCGGGAAACUGAUAUGAAUGUCAACGUACUCAUUUUCAGUAGAUAAGAGAACGUGUUUGGUCUAGCUCGGCGUGUAAUUGGUAAUUCUCUGUUAUUAUUUAGCACAGUGAUUUAGCUAGAUGUUUUUUGUUGUAAGCGUGAGAUUUAUUCAGGAAUAAAAUGCCAAAGAAACCUCCACCAAGCAGAGUACACAAAAGAACAAAACUAUCGAAAGCCAUUAGAGCGCUUAGAAAAAAGAAUAAAGAAAGGUAAGAGAUUAUUUUAUUAUAGCUUUUUUUAUCAUACAUUUAUUUUUCAGAGUUGCGUAUGUACGACGCGAUGGACGCGAUGCGACAACAAAAAGAUGUGUUAAAGUGUAAACAUGUUUUUUUUCAGCAAUGCGUGAACCAUUCAUAAACUAUACUCAACAUGUAUACGUAUAAUUACGUUUGAAUUUUUUUUAUGACAGGCAUCAAUGUUAUUAAGCCACAUUAGACUUUUUUCAGAAAAAUAAGUGUAGCAGAAAACACUCAACAUAGUCUCACACAAAAUCAGUUUACAUGAAUGCAGUUUUAAGAAGUAAGCUACGUAAAUAAUAUUUAAACAUUAUUUAAUAUCUGCUGGUAACGUUUCCAAAGUAUCAGCUUUGCCUUCAUUCACGAACAAUAUUCGUGAGCUUAUUUAUUUAUUUUGCUGGCGUUUCGUUGGCAACUGUUAGGACUGGAAAAUUAGUAAACAUUUUUCACCCUAUCCUAAGUUAAAUCUAAGUGUGCGCGGUUAGAUGAGGACAUAGAUGUGUCUCAGGCUUACGCCUUUACACUCUACUCAUGCGGGGUAUUAACCAUGCGCGUAAGGGCGCGUUGCCAAUGACCUGUAGGAUAGUCUCAACAAUCCUCUACGGACUCGAAAAAUGUCACCUGCUCAUUGGCUACUUGACUUGUGACAACGGUUUGUUGUAAUACCUGUGAUUCAUUGUUAGAGACCUGCAAAAUUCGCGGAUUCAUUUCGUGAUAUGCUACAAUUCAAAUAAUUAUACCUUAGCGCUGCUUCUACCACUGGUUCACUGUUAAUCUGGAGUAAUGACGGCCAAUUAGAGACCCUCGCUCAAAGAAGUGUCGAAUCACAGACACUCAGUCGAGACGACUCACAAGUCAGCAGCCAAUGAACAGGUGGCAUUUGCCCGAGUGUGUAGAGUGUAGUAGAGUCUAUCCUGGAGGUCAUAAUUUUGCAGGUCUCUAUUCAUUGUUGAUUUUGUUGAGGAGUUUUCAGUGAUUCAGAGCCCCCCAUUUAACUGUGGCCGAAUUGAAGAAACAGUACAAAUGUUACAUGCUUGAAUUCAUAGCGAAUCGAAACCACAAAUAUUUACUGAUGUAGUGGUUGGUAAAAAAAAUAUUAUUCGUAUCGCGUCCAUUGCUUCGCGCCAUGUUAGCUCCUAUAAUAUAUGGAUUUACAAAAUAUAACGAUUCAUUUACGACACUUUAGAUAAGGUGUGUAGGAUUUUAAGAAUUCACUUGAAUUAAUAUUUAAGAACAUAUUUCAGGAUAACUUGUGAAGAAUCUCGUACAGACGGCACCGGUUGUGAUGACUCAUUGUUACCAGAGCAGGGGCCAUCUCGUGUACACGAAGUGACAUGUGAAACCUCAACACAACUCGAAACUCAGUAAGUGUUACAUUGAAAUGUUUCCGCUACAAAUGUUCAGAAAUUAUAAUUUUGAAAUCGAGUAGAAAUAUUCCUGCAAUUAGCAUUAGGUAUAUUUUAAUAGACAUUGAAAGCUAAUCAUUAAGUAGCUUCAAAAUCCAAAUACCAGAAGCUAAAAAGGUUUUAUCUUGAAUGCGUACUGCCUGAAAUAGCUGAUCCCAGGCAUGUCAGAAUGCUGCGAGUGGCGAUACGUCAUUGGUAAAUGCCAGGGUGGUGCGUGAUUGUACAUUUUAUUUUGUAAUUUUUUAUGAAAAGGUAGGGUAUUACAUAAAUUUAAUGUAACUGCAUUUUGAUAUCACCUCAUACUGUGUUUAUUACUUUGCAGUGAGUACGAGUCUGGAGAAGAAACAAUUCCAGAUAGUGAUGAAUGGUUGCCACAACUAACAGUUACAACAGAACCCGCGGUUGUUGAAAUCACUGGUCGACGAAUAGUAAAUAUUAGUCACUUACUAAAACAACUAACAGAGCUGGCAAAACAUGGCAAUGUUUGCACUCAGGGACAAUACAAGAUUACUUCAGAAAGGAGGGUUGGCGUGAUGAGUUACUUAUAUUACGAGUGUAUAAUGUGUGAGAAAACUGUGACUGUAACAACAGAAGAAGAUACGAGAAAAGAAGAAGUCAACGACGCUUUCGUGUGGGGUGCAUUGUCAGUUGGAAUUGGCCAUUAUCAAAGUCAAGAGAUGAUGGCCAUCUUGGACGUUCCCAUCAUGGAUAAGCGAAAAUGGCAAAGACAUGAAAUUCGUAUUGAAGAGGUCUGGGAAGAAAAACUGGAGACAUACAUGCAAAAAAAUGGAACAGUAGAGAGAAAGAAGGCCUUGGAAAGAGGCCACGUAGACAACGAUGGCGUUCCGUACAUCUCUGUUUAUGUAGACGGUGCAUGGUGUAUGCGAACAUACGGACAUGCUUUCAACGCAGCAUCAGGGGUUGUAAGUAUUUUUAAGAAGUACUGCACCUAAUGUUAGCACUAAUUUGGCUCCAGGAUUUGAGUGGAUGGGAAUGUUGCCGAACACAACUCUAGAUCGUACAAUUAUUUUGUAAAUUCUUCGUUUUGAUUUAUUUCAAAAUAUUUCAUACAUACCAUUUUACAAAAUAUGUCUACGUAUUUUUUUUGAGUUAUUUUAAUUCAAGUUAUAUUUUUGGAAUCACUUUAUCCUGACAUAAAACUAGAAAAUUUUGAGCUUUUGUAGUAAUUAAAGACAUAAGCCGAAGACAAGGAGUUAAAUACAUAGACUUCAUACAAUUAACUUUAUUUGAUUUUACAUGGGUUCAGGAAUGUUUAGUAAGUAAUGUUGUGACGUGAUAUAAUUGCUUUUGAAAUUUUCUUCAAGUGGAUCAUUGGAAAUCACCUGUAGGUAUAGACAUUGCAAGUAGAAAAUUGCAGUAUAUAAAUAUGUACAGGUUAAUAAAAGUGUUUUUAUUUAACAGUCGAAACUAAACUAUCUUCUGUGCUUUAGUACGCGUGCGUGAUAAAUAUAGAGAUUCUUCAUUCAACAGUUUUCGUGUGGUAUAGUUGCAAUAUCUAAAAAUUUAUUGUAGAAUCAUUAUAGGGCUAUGUGUAAUCGAGAAGGUUUAUGUUAUUUACAACAGUGCUCAAUUACUUCAAAAUUCAUGACAAAAAGCCCAUUAGUUUUAAAAUGUAAUUAAAUAUGCAACAAAUGCUUGAAAUGUAGUUACAUAUGCAACAAAAGUGUGCUAUUCACCCAUAGUGUCCAAAGCACAUAACAUGGUUAGUGAAUGUUUGUAAACGAUGUAAAUUUAAAAUUAGUUUAUCUUUCUAGUUUAUUUAUUAGCAAAGUAUCGUAUAUCAAUGGUAAUUGUUUGUAUAAAGUGUUGACAUGUAGUCUUGUGACAAAUCAUACACAGAAAAAACUUUAUUUUUAUUAAGAAUCUCAAUCAGAGAUAGUGAUGUAUAACAAAACUUUGCACACAAAAAUAUUAAAUUCAAUUCCUUAUUACGUUUAUAGUUGGGAAAAAAAUAUUUAUUUGACGCGACAAUCACACCGCUAAUUUGUAAUUAUUAAUAUCUUUUUUGACAAAAUUAUUUCUACCAUUAACAUAUUUUUUCUUGGGAUUGCUCAGUUCUCUGGAACAUAUGACUAUGCCUUCUAAGAUUACAUUUGACAGCUAAUUACAACGCAGUAUUUUAAUAUGUUAUUUUUAACAAAACAUUUAACUAAAUAUAGUUACAUAUUCAAAUAUGUUUGUUUUGAAUUUUAAGAAUAUAUGGGUUUUUGUGCAACAGCCGACCAAUCAGGAGGCAGCUUUCAAGUAAUAGACUUAAUUAUAAAAAUUUUAAUUUAUUGUUCUUCUGAGACUCUCAGCCAUGUAAUGAAAAAUUAGUGUGUUUGUAUAAAGAAAAAUCAGUGAAUAGUAGGUAUUAGUAAUGUUUAGCAUCCAUCCUAUUUAUGGAGGAUUUUCUGACCUAUAAAGCCUAGGUCAAUUCCACAAGUAAUUGUGUAUUAUGAGUGAAAUGACAUCGAUAUAAAAUACGCAAUAAGUGUUGGCUUUUACUGAAAUAGUAAUUACUACGUAAACCUUCACUGCAAUACAUUUAUUGUGUUAAACAGUAAUAGCACGAACACCUACGUAUUGUUUACAUUAAUUGAAGUGCAGUAAUCUGUGUUCAUAGACUUUAAACUUUGGCAUGGAUGCUACGUAAUGACUUAAUGAGGAAAAAACUUAAUUUUGACUGUUUAGUUUGGAUUUCCUCCCAAGUAGUUCAGGGAUCAGGGCUCUUGUGACACGCUAAGUCUAACUAGACGGACAUAUAUGAAUAAAUACCUACAUCAAAUUUGAAAGCAUUCUCCAUAGUGCAACAAAUAUUUGUAUCACACGUAGGACACGUAAUGUUACAGAUCCGUGUAGGUUCUUAACUAAGGAAAGUUUGACCACCAACUAGGUAUAGUAUCAAUUGGGCCAGACGUAAUUUUCAAGGCCGAUACCAAGAACCUGGUAGUACAUCUAACAUUUAAUUUCUAAUAAGUAAUAAAGAAUUAUAAUUGUAUUGUCUAUGUUUUCCUAUUGCUUAAUGUAAAUUCAGUAGGUCCAAUAAUAUUUUUCAACGCCAUAUAUGUACAACUUGACAAUUGUCAUAUUUAAAUAACGUAUACAAUCACCUUUGUUUACAGAAGUUGCGUUCUCAUUAUCUCAGUGAAGAGUGACGUUCUGUUCUUUUCCCCCAUAAUGCUUGUAAGAAGAUAAUUGCUGCAUUUCUAAACAAAGCUAAAACAUUGAAUUUUACCCCGUUAGAUAACCAACACUACAUGUUAAUUUUGUAGCUUCACUCCAUUCAAACAAAUAUAAAUCUAUUUAUACAUUCACAAAUAACAUAAUCAAUAUCCGUCACGUUUGGUUCCAGUGGAACUUGAAAGCUUUAGAUUUUGUGUGUGUGUAUAUACAAUAUUAUUUUUUCAUGUCUUUACCAAAAAAUAAUAAUUUUUCAAACACAAAAUAAGUGUUAUUUGACAUAAAUAUUUCUGUCAAAUAUUGUAUUGUAUAUUGACAUUUUUUAACAUUUCAAUGUUUUAACUAUCAUAUUGGCAGCUAGUUAUUUAUGCCUGUGUUAAAAUAUAUAUUGUAGUAUGGGAGAAGGUUGCGUUUACGAAGUAAACAGUUCAUAUAAUUGUAACUAAGUGAUUUAAUAUUUUAUUAAAUCAUCGGUUAUUCUUUUCAAUUUCAGGCAUGCAUAAUCGGAGUUGAAACCAAUGGAUUGCUAUUCAUUGGAAUAAAAAAUAAAUAUUGCUACGUAUGUAAUCAGACUAAACCAGGAGAAGAAAGUAAACAACAUUUGUGUUAUAAGAACUUCUCUGGUGCUUCUACUGCGAUGGAACAGGAAAUUUUAGUGCAAGGAUUUUGUGAGUGUGAAAAUAUGCAUGGGUUACGAUAUAAAUUCAUAGUAGGAGAUGGUGAUUCCAGUACCUACGUAAAAAUUCAACAAAACGUAAGCUACGGGAGGCAUGUUGUGAAAAUGGAAUGUGCAAAUCACGCUGUAAAAAACUACACAGGAAAACUGCAUAAAAUUGCAAAGGAUACAGUUCAUCCUAUAUCGGGACGAAAGUGUCUGUCUCAAUUAAUUCCACGCCUUACACGAGCAGCGAGAUCAGCAAUUUCAAGUGCUGGUCGCAGCAACAGCAACAGUGAAAUACUUCGUGCAGAUCUCAGAAAUGGACCUCACCACGUGUUUGGGGACCACAGUAACUGUCGCGAUACUUACUGUAGCCGUAAGGAUUACAAUGAGGAAGAUAAAGUGGCCUUGCUAUUGCCAACUACUUUAUGGCCGGCUCUUCAGAUGGCACUAGAUCCAUUGGUACAAAAAGCUGAUAGAUUAGUUGGAAACUACACCACAAAUCAAGCAGAACGCUUCAUGAGCCUUGUAUCAAAGUUCUCUGGUGGUAAACGUACAGACGUAGGCAAGAAGGGACGUUACAAACGGUGUUGUUUGGCGUCAGGCUUGUCUCACGUUAAAGGGCCACAUUGGCAUGCUUCACCACUAAAAAAAAUGUUUGGUCGAAGCCCAGGAGCUAUAUGUAAAAAAGUGUUCAAUACACGAGCUAGAGCUUCAGAAAGGGGCAUAAAGAGAAAAUCAGCACGUCAGAGUUUAUUUAAAGACGAGCCUCCCAGAAAACAAAAACGUCUAUCUGCCGGAGCAGAUUGUAACUAUGGUCCUCAGGCAGCUCAACCUGACAUAGAACCAGGAGAAAUGGAGAGUAGGAAAAGAGCUGUUCUUGAUAGGCUUGAAAACGAAGCAGGUACUCCUGAACUGUGCUCCGUAUUGGAGAAAAAAACGGUGGGUCAACAUGGCAACAUCGCGUGGAGAGAAGCGAGGCUUGAUCGUCUCACUGCAUCACUUUUUAUGAAAGUGUGUAAAAUGCGUGAUGACACAUCGUGUCAUAACAACGUUGUAGCUGUUGUAAAUCCCCGGGAAAUUAACACGGAUGCUGUGAAAUAUGGAAGGAUUAAUGAGCCAACUGCCAUUAAAAUUUACGAAAGUAAGUUUGGUGACAGAGUAGUGCCAUGCGGGCUGUUUGUUGAUCCUGAGCACCCAUAUCUUGGAGCUAGCCCUGAUGGUAUUAUAAGUUCAGAUAGAAUUAUUGAAAUAAAAUGUCUUCCUUCUCUUAACCAGCUUAAACUAAAAAAUCCCUCAGUAACCACUAUCCGGGAUGCAUGUAAGAUCAAAAAGAUGGCAGUACACUUAAACAGCAAAGGAGAAAUCAUUUUGGACAAGAAAAGUUCGAAUUACUAUCAGCUGCAGGGGCAACUCAACAUUUGUAGAGUAAGGUACGCUACUCUUGUUUUGUUUUGUGAUUUCGACACAGAAUUUAUUUCUGUGGAACGAGAUGUAAAUUUUUGGUCAAACGAAAUGCUUCCGAAGCUAAAAAGGUUUUAUCUUGAAUGCGUACUGCCUGAAAUAGCUGAUCCCAGGCACAGCCGUGGUCUGAGGUGCAGAGAUCCAGAUUACAUCAGAGAAGCACAAGAAAGAAAGAAAAUUACCAAGGGAAAAAAUUCAGCAUCAACUAGAGAUUGCAAUACGACGUUGCUGCCUUAAUGUAAUGGUGUAAGAUAUCUCCGUGCAUACUAUUAUUGAUUUGUAUGUUGUUCCAAUAAAUCUAGUGAAGGGCACUUUCACACGAUUAAACAUUGGUUGAAAUAACAUUCAAUUUGUAUAAAAGUCUUUUGUUUUCAUGUUUUCAUGCGGCGCAAAAUAAUUUUUAAAGCUUAUUUUUUCGUGCUCUUUCUGUGUCUAUUUUAUCAUAAUACAUUUUCAGGGUUAUUGGUAAUGUAUAAUUGACCAUAUUUUUAUUCAGCCUCUGUUUGUAAUGAUUUGGGUAUUAUUAAGUUACAGUGUUGUUUCCUAGACAUGUUUAUUUUGUGGUGAAGUAUAGACAUGUGAACAUUGGUAUUUCAUUGUACGUAAACUGUUUGGUUAAAUAUUUUAGAACAAUGUUUUGUAACUCUUAAUUAUACUCAUUCAUGAACUUCAACAAACAAUUUUAAUUUUACAAUUUUGUUUGUUAUUUGUAAAAUAAAUUGUUAAAUUUGAUGGUGUUGUAAUAUUAUAAAAGAUUGGGAACUGUUUAUUUUAGGGCGAUUAUAUUAAUAAAAUUUCUUUUAAAAACACACAUGUUACAUCUCUGUAAAAAUUAAAAUAGCUUUUUGUUUAACAGUGGUUUUGGAAACCUAAUUUCAGAUUUAACUCUACAAUAAUACGUUGAAGUAUAUUUCGAAGAGUCUACCUAUUGCAGUGACCAUGGUAUGCCUUACGGUAAAUGUAUGCACAGUUUUUCGUUUCAUGGUGGCUGUAACCCAAAAUCAUAGUCAACAAAAACGUUUAUAUGUAUAUAAACUUUUAUGUUGCCUAUACAUAUAACGUCAACGGAUAAUAUAGCUGCUGUAAUUAAUACGUCGUUUAGUAUAUACAGUAUAAAAUCUAUAUUCCAAGUUAUUUUAAUUUAUUAUUUAACACUUUUGUCUAAAUUAUUUUUGAUACGACUGUUGCAGCACGAUGUUAGGGGGGAACAAUCAUUAAUCCGUUAGUAGAAUUGCUAUAAAAUCAAAGUGGUUUUAACCAUUCUAAAUAUUAUGUAAAAUGUUUGGCUGACUAAAUUUUUGAUACCAAUCAUUGCUGCAAAGGGUGAAAAAUAGGGUUUAAGGGACAACAAACAUGUAUGCUCUUAGUGCGUAUAGUGUUAAAACCCUUUAUUAUUAUUUAAAACUUUCCAAAUAUUAUCUAAAACUUUCUAAAUAUCAUCCAAAAAUUGUGAUACGACAAACAAAAACUCAUUGCCAGGGGCGGAUCCAGAGAUGAGUUUUUAGGGAGGAGGAAUCGGUCUUGAGAUUUGGGGGAAGAGGAUCUUGUGUUGACUUCAAUGAAAGGUUUUUGGUAACUAAAGUAGGGUACCUCGGACACUACAGUUGCCAAGCAUUUACCAACUUCAUAUUGAAAAA